This is a messenger RNA of Dichomitus squalens LYAD-421 SS1, 4367 nucleotides long. RefSeq lists its product as uncharacterized. The coding region runs from base 20 to 4060 and encodes 1346 amino acids. Gene Ontology annotation, biological process: protein transport. The transcript is spliced from 4 exons. NCBI's taxonomy places the organism in Eukaryota, Fungi, Basidiomycota, Agaricomycetes, Polyporales, Polyporaceae. Gene Ontology annotation, cellular component: cytoplasm. The record is from RefSeq and is a predicted model, not a curated record.
GUGCGCAACUGAGCUCAGCAUGGCUGGUACUUCGACACAGACCCGGCCGGAGCCCAUGAACGCUUCGCCCUACCACUCCAAGGUCAAGGUCACACUCAAGUUCGCAGAUCAUCAGUUCCCGGCCGGCGGAUUGGUGACGGGGAAGAUGGAGAUGGAGUGCAAGGCGGAGAAGGGACUCGGCAUCGGGGUCAUCAUGGUCGAACUGUAUGCCAUCGAGGAGCUCACAUCGCGAGACCACUCCGCAACCUCGACCUUUCUCCACACCCGCCGCCUCUUCCAAGGCCCCGGCCUACCCCCAUCUAAUUCUGUUCACCCCUUCCCGUCCCCCGGCGACCCGCCUCUCCCGUCAAAUUACUACCACGCCCGCCGCGGCAUCACCACCUUCUUCUUCCAGAUCCCCUUACCCGAUUCGUCCCCUUCCUCCAUCGAGUUCGGCUCAGGCCUUGCAAGACUAAGGUAUGAAGUACGGGCGAGUGUUGGCGUCUCAUGGAAGGGCGAGAAUAAGCUUGUGACAGACAAGAAGCCGGUGGAUGUAGUAGAGCUGUUCGAGGACGACCUGGUGAGGGGGGCCGCAGAAGGGAUUGUUGUGGGUGAGAAUGGGAAGAUUUGGAUGCAGGGCAAGGUCCUCGGCGGCUUCAUGGUUGCCGGGCAGCCUGCGUGUAUUGAACUGCAGGUUAAGAACCAUUCAACUAAGAAGAAUUCGGGCCUGUCCGUCACCUUGACACGCGACCUAUACCUGCCGAACGUUCCCACCACACAGAAGCAGCCGCUGCAGAUUAACGAUACCGUCACGUCGGUCAACUUCCGUGGUCCGGAAUACAUCAUUCCGCCCGGUGUCGAGGGCGUAGCGAAUUUGGUCGUCGAUGUGCCCAAGCAUGCCCGAGGCGUCAAGGGCGGGCGUAGAAUAGGAGAUGGAGGCAAACUUACUCAGUCCUUGUUCGAAGUGCGUUGUACGGUUGGCAUCAAGCUUUCCAUGGGCAUCGGCAGCAAAGACAUCAAGCUAGAUCUCCCCGUCAAGAUCCUAGACCCUUCCGUCGUCCCAGACUACCCUCCCCCAGACAUGUACGCAAUACCACCAUCAAGCGCUCCCUUGUGCGAUCCCGCCGCUGGAAUGCUAUAUCAGCCUCUUACAUCUCCGGCACCAUACAUAGAUCGGUCCAUGAGCCCAUACGCCUACCCCGCUCUGCCUAUGUCCCCCCCGAUGUCCCCGCCCAUCCUCGCCAUGUCCCCGCCGCCACUCCCUUACGUAGACCAAGGACAAGUUUGGCUACCAGCUCCACACAUGCCCUUCGCAGCGAAUGUUUACGGCCAGCCGUCGUUCUAUGCCUAUCCAGGCUCCAAUGCGCUACCGCUUGUACCCCCGCCCCGACCGUCCAGUGCAGAGCCCACGCCCUCCCAACCCUUACAUACCCUCUCAAAUGCGGCUCCAGGCAUCCCGAAUGUUCCCCCAAGUGCCAUUCCCCUCGCACCCCUUGCAGCCCCCGCGCUCAUCCCGAUGCCCACUGGGGGAAAGAGUAACGCCGGGCACCGCGAGGAAGGUAAGGGCGAACGCGCGUCGCGCAUCUCGCAUCAUCUACGUAUGUCCUCGCGCCACCGGUCGGUCUCUCCGCCUGCGCACCGAUACGGCGACGAGCGCCACAAUGUUACUGCAGCGUACCCGCACGCAACGAUCGCGGCUCCGCGCGUCCAUGCUAACCUUCCGCCCGGACAGAGAGAAGCGUAUGAGGGAGGGGAGGGGAGCGCAUCGUCCUCGCCCGAGCUGCACACACGGAAGGGCCUCACACUCUCCCCCCUCCACACGGGCGGUUCGGUCGUCUCUCCACGCCCGAUGCUCUCGCCGAAAUUGUCGUUCUCGCGCGAUUUGUUUGAGCAGGUGACCCAGGUCGAGAACUUGGAGCGGAUCGCCGCUGCCGUCGACGGAACGAACCCUGGGGCAGGAGCGGGGGCUCCUGCGCUCGUGGAGCGGCAUCUGAGCGGGGAGAGCAGCAGGGACAAGACUCUCCCCAAGCCCCCCGCUGCCACCGGGAAAGGGAAGGAGAUCGUCCCGACACCCCGUGAGCGUGCGGACACGCUCUUCCCUCCCUCUCUCUUCGAAGCGGGCGCGGACGAGACGCCUCCCACUCCGACGUUGGCCGCCGUCACGUCGCUCAAAGUGCCCCGCCUGCGCUCCGGGGGGCCAGGGGAAGCCUCCACCGGGCUCGAUGCCCUUGAAGCUCGGCUGUUGGCUGAGGUCGGCACGCGCAAGCCCGAGAAGGGACGCGCCCCAGACGUGCGGUCUGUGUUGCCGUUGCCGGAACCGAUCGCGAUCCCGCGGGCUCAGGACGUCGAGCCUCCCGUUGACUCUGCAAUCUCGAGUCUGACGCUUGGAGGGUUGGAGGCUGAGAACGAUAUGGAUGCGGAUGCGAAGACGCUCAAGAGGGGGAAGUUCAGUCGGGGUGGAGGAAGUGAUCGCGGUCGUGACUUCGAGGCGGAGAACGAGGACCUUGGUGUUGGACUAGCGAGGGACUCGAAUCGGACGACGCGCGGACGCAAUAGUCAGCAGACCGACAUGGGGAAGAAGGCGACGGGAUCGGGCGGUGCCAAGAAGCGGGAGGAUAAGCACAGUAGUAAACACGCAACAGGCGCAGACGGCCCGGGCAAGGACAAGGAGCUGCAGAAGCUGCGCAAGGCCGCGCAGGGCCGCAUCACUGCGUGGCUUGGCGGGAUCGAUCCCGAGGCUCCCCCAGAGAACCAGACGCCCCCGCCUGAGACUCCGCCACCGGAGGAGGGGAGGGGGCGGUCGCCAGGUAUUGUUUCGAGGUCUCCUGCUGCGAAGAGUCCGGCGGCAAGCCCGGGGAGGAGUCCUGCUAUCAGUCCUGGGAGAAGUCCCGCUAUCAACCUAGCAAGGAGCCCUGCUGUCAGUCCCGCCCUCAGCGCGAGGAAUCUUACAGAGCCACCGGCCUUGUCUCCCAAGGGGAAGAAGAGUCUCGAGACAUUCGCGAACGUCGCUCCCUCCUCCCCAAAGCGCGAAGCUCAACAGGAGCAAGAGGCGCAAGCAGCCCCGAACCCCCGCUCAUCCGGUUUCCUCCCCAUUGGCACUGUGCGCGCACAUGCUCAGCUCACCGCGAAUGGGAACGCGAACGGGAACGCGAAGCAGGCAACGCCACUCGACGCAUACCUCCACCCCAAGGCAUCGACCCGGCUUGGGCUAUAUCCCCCUCGCUCGCUCGACCCGGAAGUCAAGUACGACAUUCGGUCCGCACGCGGAGGCAAAGGCGGGAUCGUCGCGUCUGUAGCGGCGAUCUGGGCGUCGCAGGCGCAGUCCUCUGGGGCAGUGACACCCAAGCCGAAGCCUACGCCCGAGCCUGUGAAGAAGAGGGUUGAGGCGACUAAGCUCGUGGACCAGUGGAAGGCGACUGCCACCACUGAGCAGGGUGGUGCGCAGAUGAAGAGUCCGCUGCCUGUAACGAAGCCGAAGCCUGAGGGUCUGCGCUCUCCUACCAAGGUCGCUGCUGAUGGAUUGAAGUCUCCGACGACUGGUGCGAUGGUGGGCUUGAGAUCUCCAGCGGUCGCUGCGACGACGGGCUUGAAGUCGGCAAAUUCUGGUGCGACAACUCCGCCGGCAUCGGACGGGCGCCCUAAGGCCCUCAGGCCGUUGAAUAAGACCACACAGGCGUCGCCGACUGUCACGUCCCCCUCGUCAGACCCGAUGAUUACCUCUGUCGCAGACCUUACCGCGAGGAGGGCUAGAAUGAUCAAGUCUACAUCCGUUCCUGCCGUUAUCUCAUCCUCGACUGCCACCCCGAUGCUCUCUUCGACUGCUUCUCUUGCACGCCCAUCUCCUGCUCGCGCGGAACGUACGAAGAUGAACGUCAAGUUGCCACCUACCAUCUCUGAAGUAGAUCUCAGUACUCCAGCACCCAAAGCGCAGACUGCGGCCAAAGUUGCCGCGACGACGACAGGGACUCUCCCCACUACGACGUCGCCCGGCUCCCCACCAGCCAAGGCAGACUAUGCAUUCGGACAGGCGCGUCUGAGAGAACUGAUCAAGAGAUACCAAGGACAAGUGACCUCAUCAUGACCAUGACUCCGUGGCCAUUACUCUGGACUCUUCCUGCAUAUACCAUCCUCUACAUGUUGGGAUUCCAAUCACUCACGCUUUCUGUCGCCUCAUCUUCUACUCAUCUCUACUCAUGUACCACUGCAUUUGGGUUCCUUGACGUUCCAUUCUGACUUAUUCAUUCGUCUCUCUUGUGUCUUAUCUUGUCUCAUAUCUCACGAUACCUCAGAGCCAUCACUGUCACGACCACUAACGACGUUCCCAAUCUGCUCACCGGUUCAAUACUACAUGUACCGUUACUGCACAGAAUGCGAUCCACUAAACUUCC